Phragmites australis (common reed) is the source of this 1172-nucleotide messenger RNA. RefSeq names its product dehydration-responsive element-binding protein 2E-like. The record is from RefSeq and is a predicted model, not a curated record. Gene Ontology annotation, biological process: response to stress; positive regulation of DNA-templated transcription. The transcript is spliced from 2 exons. Gene Ontology annotation, molecular function: transcription cis-regulatory region binding; DNA-binding transcription factor activity. Gene Ontology annotation, cellular component: nucleus. Lineage: Eukaryota; Viridiplantae; Streptophyta; Magnoliopsida; Poales; Poaceae. The coding region runs from base 125 to 1045 and encodes 306 amino acids.
CUACUGGCCGCCCACUUCAAAAGUUCGAGUUCAAAACCUCCUCUUCGAUCCCCUCCACUCCAAACUCGAUCCUCUUCUCCGCCACCGCCGCUUGCUACGUAGGAGAAGAUCGGAGCUUGGGACGAUGGAGAGCUACGGGCGGAAGCGGGCGUGGAAGAAGGGGCCGACGCGGGGGAAGGGAGGCCCGCAGAACGCGGCGUGCGAGUACCGCGGCGUGCGGCAGCGGACGUGGGGCAAGUGGGUCGCCGAGAUCCGCGAGCCCAACAAGCGCACCCGCCUCUGGCUCGGCUCCUUCGCCACCGCCGAGGAAGCCGCGCUCGCCUACGACGAGGCCGCGCGCAAGCUCUACGGGCCCGACGCCUUCCUCAACCUGCCGCACCUCCGCGCCUCCGUGUCGGCCGCCGCCGCGCACCAGCGACUCAGGUGGCUCCCGGCCUCCGCCAGGGGCGCCGUCGCCGCCGUGCCGGCGUAUGGACUCCUCAACCUCAACGCGCAGCACAACGUCCACGUCAUCCACCAGAGGCUGCAGGAGCUCAAGAACAUCUCGCCCGCCAAGCCACCGCCGCCGCCCACGCACGCCCUCGAGCUCCCAACUCACCCGGCCUCCUCCUCUCCUUGCUCCACCGUGACCACAGGCGUAGCUGCCUCAACAGCUCUGCCGCCGCCCAUGUCAUGCUUCCAGGCCCUGGAGCAGGCGGUGGCCACGGCCGCGAUGACGGCCGACACCGCACCGGGCGAGCGCGCCUGCGCCGGCGCGGACAAGCCCCAGCUCGACCUCAGGGAAUUCUUGCAGCAGAUCGGCGUGCUCAAGGCCGACGAGGACGGCGCGGCCGCCAAGGAAGGCUUUCACGGGGAAGGCGAGGUGGCAGGCGCGUAUGGCUUCGGUGGCAACGGCGAGUUCGACUGGGACGCGCUGGCUGCGGACCUGAACGACAUAGCGGGAGGCCACAGCGGCGCGGUCGGCGUGAACGGGGCGUUUCAGAUGGACGAUCUGCAUGAGGUCGACCAGUUCAGCUGCUUGCCCAUCCCUGUCUGGGACGUGUAAUCUGAAUCCAUGCAAGAAGCUUCGGUGUCCUGCCUAUCUCCAUUCACAUGCAUGGAACCUUUCAGUAGUGCACAAGCUUUAGCUUUCAAGUUCAUGUAAUCUGAUUCUGAUGGGUGAUGAGUUUGGU